CCAUCUCAGAGCAAUCCAACUGCUUACCGUCACUCCUUAUUCACUCUUUGAUUGAUUUCAACUACACUCACUAUGCGAUCCUUUUUUAUGCUUGGCGCUGCCGCCGUGGCCGCCGCCGCCGCUGCUCAGCCCAAAUAUGUCCUGUACUACGACCAGUACCACACCACCGACUUGCCCGACAAGGCCACCGCUGCUGGCAUCAACUAUGUCAUCACCGCCUUCGCCAACUCGUCGCUCUUCACCACCGAGCCGUCCGGCGUUUACACUCCCUUCCAGCCCCUCGACGAGAUCCGCGCCCUCUUCGACGAAGGUACCAAGGUCUGCAUGGCUAUUGGCGGCUGGUCAGACACCGCCGGAUUCAGCGAGGGUGCCAAGACCCCCAAGUCCCGCAAGCUGUUCGCCAAGAACGUCGCGAAGACUCUUGACCGACUCGGAUACGACUGCGUUGACAUCGAUUGGGAGUACCCCGGUGGCAAUGGUGCCGAUUACAAGACCACCCCCAACUCGGCGAAGACGUCUGAGAUCCAGACCUACCCCAAGCUGCUGGCCGCCAUCAAGGCCGAGAUCGGAAAGAAGGAGCUCUCCAUUGCUGUCCCCGGCCUUGAGCGCGAUAUGAUCGCCUACACCGCUAAGCAAGUCCGCAAGAUGAACCUGGUCGUCGACUUUGUCAAUGUCAUGACCUACGACCUGAUGAACCGACGUGAUAGUGUCACCGCUUACCAGGUUUCUGUUGAGGGAACUCUCAAGACCAUCAACACCUACAUCAACCGCGGCUUCAACCCCAGCAAGCUCGUCGGCGGCAUUCCCUUUUACGCCAAGUGGUUCACCACCAAGAAGGGAGUCGCCUGCACCACCUCCACCGGCUGCGCUACCGAGUCUCUCGAGGCUGCCGACGGCUCUGACACCGGCAAUUCUGGCUCCGUCACCUUUGAGAAGGGCAACUUCGCUAGCGCCCCGGCCAACCUCACUUCCUCUCCUGAUGGCUCUUGCGGCGUGGGCUCUUCGUUCAAGUGUGGCGAGGGUACCUGCUGCAGCCAGUACGGAUACUGUGGAAACACCACCGCUCACUGCGAAACUGGAUGCCAGACCGGCUACGGCAGAUGCGAGGGACUCAACGUCCUCGCCUCUUUCCAGAAGGCUCUCGCCGAGGGCAAGACCGACACUGCGGCCGGCGCCCAGUGGUACUGGGACUCCGAGACCAGCCUGUACUGGAGCUGGGACACCCCCGAGCUGAUCAAGCAGAAGAUCUCCACCCUCCUGGGCCAGGGCAUCGGCGGCUUCAUGGCUUGGAGUCUCGGUGAGGAUGGCUACGACUGGAGCCACCUGAAGGCCAUGCAGGAGGGUAUCAAGUCCUUCAAGCCCACCUCCUACGGACGACAUGCCAAGGCCCACAUCGGCUACCGUCGCUAA
This is a messenger RNA of Ilyonectria robusta, 1410 nucleotides long. RefSeq names its product glycoside hydrolase superfamily. Gene Ontology annotation, molecular function: chitin binding; chitinase activity. The record is from RefSeq and is a predicted model, not a curated record. The coding region runs from base 73 to 1410 and encodes 445 amino acids. Gene Ontology annotation, biological process: chitin catabolic process; carbohydrate metabolic process. The transcript has 5 exons. NCBI's taxonomy places the organism in Eukaryota, Fungi, Ascomycota, Sordariomycetes, Hypocreales, Nectriaceae. Gene Ontology annotation, cellular component: extracellular region.